AUGGCUGAUAAAGUAAAGACAGCUUUGGCUCAGGCCGCAGGGAAGGCCACACAGCAUGCAAAGGAUAAUCCCAAGGCUGCCGCCGCAGUAGGCGCUGGACUUCUUGUGUGCGCGGUUCCAGCUUUAGUGGCUGCUCCAGCUCUCGGCCUCGCAGGUUUCGGUGCGAAUGGCAUCGUUGGAGGUUCUCUUGCCGCUGGUGCUCAGAGCGGCAUCGGAAGUGUCGUUGCCCCCAGUCUAUUCGCAACCCUUCAGAGUGCCGGCGCUGGCGGUUACGGUGUGUCUGCCGUAUAUGGAGCCGUCCAAGGUGCAGCUGCUCUGGGCGCUGGCGGUAGCUUUGCUGCCUCCUUUAGAGGAAAGAAAGCGGAUAAAGAGAAGAAAGGAGACAAAGACGGUGAAGAGAGCGAGACUGAUGAGGGAGAUGAAAAGCAGUCCAAAGAGAAGGAGAGUGGAGAGGUUGGCGAUGAAGGCAAGGACGACAACAAACCGCACUUGUGA
Messenger RNA from Fusarium keratoplasticum, 495 nucleotides. RefSeq lists its product as uncharacterized. Bases 1 to 495 code for a protein of 164 amino acids. Gene Ontology annotation, cellular component: membrane. The transcript has 3 exons. The record is from RefSeq and is a predicted model, not a curated record. Lineage: Eukaryota; Fungi; Ascomycota; Sordariomycetes; Hypocreales; Nectriaceae.